Messenger RNA from Thyridium curvatum, 543 nucleotides. RefSeq lists its product as uncharacterized. The record is from RefSeq and is a predicted model, not a curated record. The coding region runs from base 1 to 543 and encodes 180 amino acids. NCBI's taxonomy places the organism in Eukaryota, Fungi, Ascomycota, Sordariomycetes, Thyridiales, Thyridiaceae. The transcript has a single exon.
AUGUCUUCUCUGAAUACUUCCGCGAACGCUCUCCUCACGGUAGCUCUGUCGCGUGCCGACGCCCGUUCAGCCCCGUCUGCGGCGCCAGCUUGGGGUGCGCCUACUAUCACCAACGUCGUCACCAACAUAUCUCCCAACCCAAUCACCCUGCUUAGAUGGUCGUCUCCGCUCGACCCUCUCGCUCUGCAGCUGGGACUGCUGCACAUUACACCCGCUGGCAGCGACAUCGAGAUGGAGAUACCGACCGUCAUAGUGAGUCGGCAGCUCCCGCCCGAACGGGAGGAUCUGGUAACGCUUGGGCCGGGAGAGAGCAAGGCGCAAGAGAUCGAGUUGAAAGACAUAUUUGUACCCAAGGAAAGGCUCUUCCCUCAAGGUGGCGGAGGACAAGCAAAGGUUGUGUGCAAGGGAGAGUGGAUGGCUGUCUGGCCGGGGCUGCGGGGAGACGAGAUCGAUGACGAGGCACUGCAGUUGAUGGGUGCCCAUGAGAAGGCUGUAAAAGGAGAGUACGAGUCUGGGCCUCUGGAGAUUUCCCCAGUCUUGUAA